Molecule: messenger RNA, 2031 nt
Organism: Epinephelus fuscoguttatus (brown-marbled grouper)
Lineage: Eukaryota; Metazoa; Chordata; Actinopteri; Perciformes; Serranidae
Gene: tdh2
Product: L-threonine dehydrogenase 2
Exons: 9
Coding region: 134-1264 (376 amino acids)
Biological process (GO): L-threonine catabolic process
Molecular function (GO): L-threonine 3-dehydrogenase activity
Source: RefSeq, a predicted model, not a curated record
CUCAACAGCUCUUAUUUUGUAUUGGGUCCAGAGGAAUAAUUUCUGAUUUACUAAGUUGAAUCAGCUGGUUUUGGACCAAGAAUCAUCUGUCUGGGAUUCCUGCUUUUGUCAGCACACAGGACUGCUACUGGACAUGCAACCAGGGGUCUGUGUGCCCACUGCUUCUGUGCUGGGCCUGUUUUGCCGAGGCUGUCUCAGCAGGGCGCGGAGUCUGCCCGGUUGCAGCCUUAGCUGUUUGCCCAGGCAGAUGAGCAGGUGGAACAGCCGGGAGACAUGCAGCCCCCAACCUCCUCAGCAAAACCCCCGUGUCCUCAUCACGGGUGGUCUUGGGCAGUUAGGUGUGGGACUGGCACAGAUGCUGAGGAAGCAGUACGGAACAGAGAAUGUAAUCCUGUCGGACAUUAAGAAGCCUCCACCUCAUGUUUUCAGCAGUGGUCCAUUUGUAUACGCUGAUGUGUUGGACUACAAACAUCUCAGAGAACUGAUUGUAAACUAUCGUGUCACUUGGCUGGUCCAUUACAGCGCUCUGCUUAGUGCUGUGGGCGAGGCUAAUGUGGCUUUGGCACGCAAGAUCAACAUCACAGGCCUUCAUAAUGUGCUGGACUUGGCCCUGGAGAACUGCCUGCGCCUCUUUGUCCCCAGCACCAUUGGAGCAUUUGGUCCCUCUUCUCCACGUGACCCAGCCCCUGACCUCUGUGUCCAAAGACCUCGAACCAUCUACGGGGUGUCCAAAGUGCAUGGAGAACUGAUGGGGGAGUAUCUCCAUCAUAAAUAUGGUCUGGACUUCCGCUGCCUACGUUACCCAGGUGUGAUAUCAGUCAACACACCUCCUGGAGGAGGAACAACAGACUAUGCAGUUCAGAUCUUCCACGAUGCUCUCAGCACAGGUCACCAUGAGUGCUACCUGCGUCCCGAUACCCGUCUUCCCAUGAUGCAUAUUUCCGACUGCCACCGUGCCACGGUAGAGUUCAUGCAGGCGCCAGAGUGUCAGCUGUCUCUGCGCACCUACAACAUCGCCGCCAUGAGCUUCACUCCAGAAGAGGUGGCCCAAGAAAUCCGCAAGCAUCUCCCUCACCUCAAGGUCACCUACAAUCCUGACUCUGUCCGCCAGACCAUCGCAGACAGCUGGCCCGUCAGGUUCGAUGACUCCAAUGCCAGGAGAGAUUGGGGCUGGGCACCAGCUUUCGGCCUUGAGGAGCUGGUGUCGGACAUGCUGCGCUCCAUUCGGGACAAGAGGACAAACGAGGGCUUACCUGUCAGCUAGCGAAACCUGCUCCACAAAGACUGACCAAUGCCCUACCCCUGACUUUUCUUCAGCCUGCAUUUACCAACGAUACACUUCCUCUCACUUUACUUUCACAAGCUGUCAACCAGUAUCCUCUGUUACUCUGGAACAUUACAGCAAUGAGCCAGGGACUGUUUGUAAAGUAGGAAUUCUCAGUCAGAUGCUCUCAAUAUACAGUGGACAGUGAGACGUCAUACAUGCACUCAAACACACACAUUUCAGUCUUUUUUCAGGGAAUCAUACUGUCAAAUCUGUUUUUAAUUGUUAUCAUGGUAUAAACAUCACUUUACACAUGUUGCCUCAGACAGAACAGAAAAGCUUUAGAGAUUUCCAAAUGUCAUGUGAAUUGCAUCGAUGGACACAACGGUCUGUUACAAUGUCUAUGAAAAUGUCUAACACAAUAUGGACCAGUUGCACCUUUAGAGUAACAAAUCUGUUGUACACUUUGACUCCAGGAUCAUCUGGAAUGGCUGGCUCAGUCACCUCUGAACUGUAAUGACUCAUUAUGUAUUCUGGCUGUUUUAAAAGGCAGUCUUUUAUAAUAUAGUCUAUCAAGUUAUUAUUACACACUGUAUACAACCCCACUACCCUUGCUGUGGCAUCUACCAGGAAGCCUUUAUUUUGCCUUUUUGCCAGCAGUGUGAUUUUGGUUAUGAAUGAGCACCGAUAUCAAAUGAAGCCUUAUUUACUGUAGAUUACUUUGGAAAGCGAUGUAUAAAAAAUGCAGUGUACUUUGAAUCAGACCU